Molecule: messenger RNA, 1886 nt
Organism: Andrographis paniculata
Lineage: Eukaryota; Viridiplantae; Streptophyta; Magnoliopsida; Lamiales; Acanthaceae
Product: bZIP transcription factor 30-like
Exons: 4
Coding region: 320-1348 (342 amino acids)
Biological process (GO): regulation of DNA-templated transcription
Cellular component (GO): nucleus
Molecular function (GO): DNA-binding transcription factor activity
Source: RefSeq, a predicted model, not a curated record
CUGCUUGCUGCACAUUCUGCUCUUCUCUCCUUUCACCGGGUACAGGUACAGGUACAGCUACUAAUACUAUACACCGCUGCCGCAACUGUUUCCUGCUCCUGCAUUAUUCCUGUUUUUUCUGCAGUUGUUGAUGAAGCAUUUGAUGCUCGUGAAUGUUUGGGAAAUUUUUAAUUGCGGUUGUGUUUAGGGAUAUGAGAUUUCUGGAAGUUGAAGCGGUUAGGUUUUGUGAUUUAUUUUUGUGAUUUUUGUGCGAGGAAGUUGGAGGAGUUCCGAACCAUUAGGGAUUUGGUGUUGAAUCAGAGGAUUUAGGUUGAUUGUGAUGGCGCAGCAAUGCUCAAAUCAUACAUUCAGUACAGAGGAUUCGAAUUCGAAUUUUUUCCAGUCCUCACUGGCGUCGGCGAAUUCGAUUCCGACGAGCAUUGCAGUGGAUGUUGUACCAGACGCUUCACAGAGAUCCGCAGUUCCUUUCCACGGCAACAACGAUCUUCCACGACAUCGCCGUUCUAGCAGCGAUGUACCUUUGGGAUUUUCCGCCAUGAUGCAGUCUUCGCCGCAGCUGGUGCCAAUAAGCAGCCCUAGAAGUUCGAUCAGAGCAGUUGCAACCGCAAGCUCGGCGAAAAAUCUGGGAAAUGGCAAGGCAAUCUGUGCAGUCAGGGUAAAAACAGAGGGAGAUGCUGCAGACGACAUGCUUGAUUCAUUCAUGAAUAUGGACGCUUUCAAUAACGACAAACAUGCCGCCAUUGCCGGCAACUCUAAGACAGAGCUUAGAGCUGAUAGGAGCGCUGCCGAGCAGUUUCACCACAGCAGAAGCCUUUCAAUGGACAGCAGCAUUGGACAUUUUCAGUUUGGUGGCUCCUCCACAACGCCGCUGACUUCCUUCUCCGAUCAAGCCGCGGGACAUUAUUCGCUCACCGAAAAUUUGGCUAAGAUCAGCUUGGGGGAAUUCAACGAAUUUGAGCUGAAAAAGAUCAUGUCAGAUGAGAGACUAGCAGAGAUUGUCACAUCAGACCCGAAACGAGUAAAGAGGAUAUUGGCGAAUCGACAGUCAGCUGCUCGAUCCAAGGAACGGAAGCUACGAUACAUAUCCGAGUUGGAAUACAAGGUGAGGACUCUGCAGACCGAGGCCACCACAUUGUCGACCAAGAUUACUAUUCUGCAGAAAGACAAUGCCGAUUUAGCCAACGAAAACAACGAGUUGCAGCUGCGCAUUCGCGCGAUGCAGCAGCAGGCGCAACUCCGGGAUGCAGCUCUCCAUGACACAUUGACGGCGGAAGUCGAGCAUCUGAAGCAUGUGAAUAUGGAGUACAGAGAAGACGACGGGGCGAGACCUAAUGGCAUUCACAUAUAACAACAACAACAAAUAUCGGAUCGAAAAUGUCGAAAAUAUACAAUCUUUGGCUAUGUCCAACCACGGUGAGGCAUGAAUUAAACCCACUGAUUUUCUUGAUCUACAGCUGAUCAAUCUGGUAAUGCAAAUUCAUCUCCAUUAGUGAAGCUUGGAUAGGAUGUGUUCAUUUGAUUAUUGUGUAUUCAUGCUAGAAAAAUAAUUCUGCUAUUGUAGUUUUUCAUGUGUAAUAAUAAUGGUGGUGUUGGACUUAAUUCAAUUGUUGACUUUAUUGUUACCAAAGUUGAAAUUAAUUCGAUGGUGUUUAUGUUCAGGAAUUAUAUAUGAACUGUAAACUGCUGUAAAAAUAUAAGCUUUGACAGGGACAUCCAACGACUUUGCACAAAUCUCGAGGCGAUCGGACGGCAGAUAGGAGGGGCUUUCACUUUCAUUCCCUCACAGCCUGUCCAUAUGUCGCGUGCCCACCCUCCAUGCCAUUACCUAACACACUUGGCAGUGGCAAACAACACUAGGGGUUUGUUUUUUAACAGCUGUUAAAUGU